AUGGCGUCUUCUUUAAAAGCACCGGAGCCGUUCUCCUUUUCGUCCCCCAAUCUCGCUGCUGAGUGGAAAAUGUGGCGGCGUCAGUUCGAGUAUUACAUUUUAGCCACUCGAAAAGCGGAAAAAGACGAAGAAGUUCUUGUUGGUGUCUUGAUUACUCUUCUCGGGGUGGAGGGCCCAAAAAUCUUCGACACAUUUGUAUUUGCAACGGCUGGGGAUGAGAAGAAAAUCAAGUCAGUGCUGGAAAAGUUUAAUGACCAUUUUGAACCCCUGAAAAGUGAAGUUUUUGAGCGCUUUAAGUUUUUGCGUCGCCAUCAGCAACCAGGGGAAUCUUUUGACUCGCGGAUCGUGUGUCUCAUAGGCAUGGUGAAAGGGUGUAACUAUGGUGUGUCGGUUGAGUCUGUUCUUCGCGAUCAAAUAGUACUGGGUGUGCCAGACUCUCAAACGCGUGAAAAGCUUUUGUUUGAGAAAUCUUUGGAUCUUGCGAAGGCGUGUGAUAUUGUUCGGGCCUGUGAGGCGUCGAGGGCACAGCUCUCGCAAAUGGCGUCUGAUUUGAACAUUCGCCGCCCGGAGGAUUCGGUGCAUCAUUUUUCUGACAAGAGUGCUAAACGAUUUCCAGGCGCUAGUGGAGGGACAAGACCAAAAACUUAUAGUGGUGGUGCAAUGCCGAAACUUUUUGAUUGUAGUGGUUGCGGAAGGCAGCAUGCGAAAAACCAGUGUCCAGCUUUUCAUAUCACGUGUUUUUCGUGUGGCGAUAAGGGCCAUUUCUCGCGUCGUUGCAUUAAUCGCCGGCAGCAUUCUGGUUCUCGUGCUUCACCUAAUUCAUCUGGGAUACGUCCUGCAAGUAAUCCCGCUCAAAAGGGAACCAAGAUGCAGCUUCAUUCCGUAGAGGAGACAGAUGAUAAACCAGGAGAAGGCUCUGUGGAGGAGUAUGUUUUUCAUGAAUUGCGCCAUGAACAACAUUCGGCGUCUUCAGCGAGUGAGUGGAGUGAAAUUUUGACGAUGGAUGGAGUCAAACUGACUUUUAAACUUGAUUCGGGAGCUUCGUGCAAUGUUCUCCCCCAGGAAGUUUUUCUCCGAUUACCAGCCAGACGUCAACGACUUCGGCCGGGACCUCGUCUUCGUCGCUACGGGGCCAAACACGGUUAUUUAUCGGUACUUGGUGUCCACACGGCAAAAGUGUUGGUUAAUGGUACUGUAAAUAUAGAAGAUUUCGUCGUGGUGGAUGAACCUGGCCAGCCGUCAAUUUUGGGUCUCCCGUCAUGUCAACGACUUAAUCUUAUCAAGCGUGUUCACUCGAUUCAGCCGGAAGUUUCUUCCCCCGUUCCUGAAGCUGUCACGGAAUUCUUCGAUGUUUUUACGGGACUUGGAAAAUUGCCGGUGGAACAUACUAUCAAGUUGAGUACGGGCAGUAAUGCAGUGGAUCCAGUUAUUUCUGCUGCAGGAAGACUUCCGUUCCGACUGGAAGAGACAGUGCGCAAGAAGCUGGACCGAAUGGUGGACGAUGGCAUCAUAAUUCCUGUAUCUGAGCCAACUGAUUGGGUGAGCCGCAUGUUGGUAGUCAGCAAAGCAGAUGGUGACGUUCGCAUCGUCCUUGAUCAUUCUAAUUUAAACAAGGCUGUUCUUCGUCCACAUUUCUCGGUUCCUACCGUCGAGCAGUUGUUUGCAAAAAUUGGCAAAGCAAAGUUUUUCUGCAGUCUAGAUGCAGCGCAGGGUUUUUAUCAAAUUCCCUUAUCGGAGGAGUCAUCCUUUUUGUGCACCAUGGCUACGCCCUGGGGCCGAUACCGCUUUCUUCGCUUGCCCUUUGGGUUAAAAUCUGCACCGGAAGUGUAUUUACACACUAUGUCGGAGCUGUUUGGGGAUCUUAGUGGUGUUAUUAUCUACUUUGAUGACUUUUAA
This is a messenger RNA of Daphnia magna, 1896 nucleotides long. RefSeq lists its product as uncharacterized. The record is from RefSeq and is a predicted model, not a curated record. Bases 1 to 1896 code for a protein of 631 amino acids. NCBI's taxonomy places the organism in Eukaryota, Metazoa, Arthropoda, Branchiopoda, Diplostraca, Daphniidae. The transcript has a single exon. Gene Ontology annotation, molecular function: nucleic acid binding; zinc ion binding.